This is a messenger RNA of Truncatella angustata, 2345 nucleotides long. Its product is annotated as NADP-dependent oxidoreductase domain-containing protein. Bases 460 to 1992 code for a protein of 510 amino acids. Lineage: Eukaryota; Fungi; Ascomycota; Sordariomycetes; Amphisphaeriales; Sporocadaceae. The record is from RefSeq and is a predicted model, not a curated record. The transcript has 6 exons.
UUUAUAUUCGCCACUAAUCUAAGGAGAUCGCAAAAAAUCAUCAAGAGACCUGUGAUUUUUUUGUCGUUGGAAAUUUCCUCUUCUGUGCAAAUCAAGGUAGUUCCGAGCUUAUGUCUGUUUGUAUCACGGCGAGACAUACUGGAUACCCCACCAAUCUGCAGCCCCUACUCCACCCGAGUCCCGGACAUGGUCGCAUCGAUUUAUGUCCUCUGUAACGAUAGACACCUUUGAUAGAGACCAGCGCAUAGAACACAUCUGCACGUUGCCGGGACCCUAACACUCAUCUUCAAGUGGAACUCAAUGUGCAGCACAUAGCUUCGAAACGUCAAACCUGCGAGGCACCCGUCACUCGGUGUGCCUUACCAAACGUGCUGGCUCAACCUGUAUUUGCACCUCAUAAUUCCACUAUCCAUCACAAUACCGAGGACACGAAGACGAACCGCACCUUAGGAGAUUGGUAUGUGCAACAUGACCGAAGAAAAAAUGAUACGACCAGAACGAACUACGGUAGGCGGAACGCUAGAGAUCCCCAGGAUGAUCAAUGGUCUUUGGCAGCUUGCUGGUGGCCACGACAAAAACAUUGAUAUAGCUAUAGCAACUUCAUUCAUGGAACCUCUUAUCAAAGCUGGCCUGUCAUGUUUCGAUAUGGCAGACCACUAUGGAGAUGCAGAACUUGUGAUCGGCCAUCAUAAUUCCAACUCAGAGACCCCAAUCACAGCAUUUACGAAGUGGUGCCCACCAGAAGAUGGAGUUAAAACUUUCGAAAAUGCCGAAAAGGCCGUCGAUCUUGCAUUGAGCAGACUGGGGCAGAAGAGUAUGCCCCUAUUGCAAUACCACGCAUGGGACUAUUCUGACGACACCUGGAUUCACAAUCUGACCCAUCUUCGAGCCCUUCAGACAGCUGGUAAGAUCCAGCACAUUGGUCUUACAAAUACCGAUGCGGCGCAUCUGCAGAUGCUGAUAGACAGUGGCUUCACAAUUGCCACAAACCAGGUGGCUUGCUCAGUUAUCGAUCUUCGCGUCCAACGCGGCCGAUUGAGUGAAGUAUGCCUCAAAAACGAGGUCGGCCUUCUUUGUUACGGCACACUGAUGGGCGGGUUUCUGAGCGAGAGGUGGGUUGACCAGCCAGAGCCGGAUGACAUUGAUGAGCUGAACUGGAGUCUGCGGAAGUACUUGAGGUUUAUCUGGGCGGCUGGAGGCUGGAACGCCUAUCAGGGCGUCCUGAAAGCACUGCAGCACGUGGCACAGAAGCACAGCGUGCCAAUCUCGGCGGUGGCUACUCGUUACGUCCUGGAUAUUCCCUCGGUCAAGGGCGUGAUUGUGGGGUCGAGGCUAGGGCCGAGCUCUGAGGCUUAUAUCGCAAGCAACUUGAAAGCAUUCACGUUCAGCCUGGAUGAAGAAGAUCACGCGCUCAUUACGAAGGCGCAGGAGGCCCUGAAAGAUAUACCCGGCGAUAGUGGUGACGAGUAUCGCCGAGCCCCGUUUCUCACAGCUGCUGGUGAUCUGAGUGACCAUCUGGGAGAUGAUGACAAGGAUCGGUUGGUUCGUGAGGCUGUAGAGAAAGGACAGCGACUUGAGUACUCAUCCGGGAGCAAAUGGGAACCCAUUGCAGGAUACUGUCGCGCAGUUCGCGUAGGCAAUACUAUACAUGUAUCGGGCACGACAUCAAACUCGCCAGUCUCCGAGCUCCAAAACAUCGGCGGCUUAUCAGCAGCCAGCCAGACGGUAUGGAUUCUGGACAUAAUUGAUAACGCUUUAAAGGCAUUAGGCUCGUGUAUGAAAGAUGUAGUGCGCACAAGGAUCAUGGUGGAAGAUUUGAAGUAUACGGAGGAAGUCAGUCGUGCACAUGGAUCGCGAUUUGCCUGCGAGGGUAUCUUGCCGGCAAACACACUUGUGGCGGCUCAUCUCGCUGGAGAAACAAUGUUGGUAGAGAUUGAGGCAUGGGCUGAAGUACGCUCUGGGGAGAAAGGCGUACUCAAGAUUCAUAAGUGAUACGGCACUGUUGUUCUGGAAACGGUUAAUGCUCAAAUAUUAUGUGCCUGUCGAGGACUUGUAUUUAGCCAUGUUAGAUGAUGACUGUUUCAUAGUCCGUUUCAGAAGGGACUUGUCUACUUCAACAAUUUUCUGCUCUAUGAGACGAGAACGGGAAAUAUACUGGCCUAGAGAUUGUCAAUCAAUGAGGAUACGGGGCCAACCUGACCAGUAAAUGGAUACCAACAAGGAGACAACAUCUACGAUGACCAAAGCAACAAGAUGCAACGACUUUCGGACCAGAAAUGCGUCUUUAUGCCUACUAUGUUUUAUCUAUAGACAGGCACCAGCAGACCGAGUGCUUAUCAUCGAGG